AUGCUGUCACGGUACGCUGCGUCUACGCUAUCGGCGUCGUUCUCGCGUCUCUCGGUUCACGCCCCCGUCGCGUCGACCUCGCGCGUCGCCGUGCGCCCGCGCGCCCUCCCCUCCCUGGCUCCCCUCUCUCGGCCAUUCUCCUCCACUCUCCCGACGCAGAGGUCGACUGUUGGGCAGGUCCUCCGUGGAUGCCGCAAGACGAUCGUCAAGCAGUCCAAGGCGCCGCUGCUCGAGCAGUGCUUCCAGAAGAAGGGGGUCGUGAGCAAGGUCUACACCGUCAAGCCGCGUAAGCCCAACUCGGCCGUGCGCAAGGUGUGCAAGGUCAAGCUGUCGACGGGCAACUCGUGCAUCGCCUACAUCCCCGGCGAGGGGCACAACCUGCAGGAGCACCACGUUGUGCUUAUCCGUGGAGGACGGACGAAGGAUAUUCCCGGUUGUCGCUACAAGGUCGUCCGUGGCGCGCUCGACCUGAACGGUGUGGCUGGCCGUGUCUCGGCGCGCUCCAAGUACGGCGUGAAGAAGCCGAAGAAGAACUAG
Cutaneotrichosporon cavernicola is the source of this 537-nucleotide messenger RNA. RefSeq lists its product as uncharacterized. Lineage: Eukaryota; Fungi; Basidiomycota; Tremellomycetes; Trichosporonales; Trichosporonaceae. The transcript has 3 exons. The record is from RefSeq and is a predicted model, not a curated record. Gene Ontology annotation, biological process: translation. Gene Ontology annotation, molecular function: structural constituent of ribosome. The coding region runs from base 1 to 537 and encodes 178 amino acids. Gene Ontology annotation, cellular component: small ribosomal subunit; ribosome.